AUGGCCUUGCGUCUUUUCGCUCCCGCGAUGCCGCGGCUCAUCCCCGCCCUUCCAUUUACCCUCCCCAUCGCUAUCACCAUCCCGCCGUUGCUCGCCGAUCUCUGGGAAUCCGUCCUUCGCGCCGUCCCCAAGAAGAAGACCUCGCACAUGAAGAAGCGUCACCGUCAAAUGGCAGGCAAAGCUCUGAAAGACUUACAGAGCCUUAACAAAUGCCCAGGUUGCGGUCAGAUCAAGCGCGCUCACCUACUGUGUCCUCACUGUGUUAAAGAGAUCAAACAGUCGUGGAAAUCGGCGCAGACGGCCACUUCUCCAAAGGAAAAAAGGAAGGGAGGGAGAUUGACCGACUCAGGCGUGCCUUGUCUUGUCGCCAACUGGCGGAGACCCUCCCACUCUCCCCCGGCCAGCGGCGCGAAGGCGGAACUGCAGCUUCGACUUGCUCCGAAUGUCCUUGCUCACAACUUCAACACUUGCCACAUCCGCAAAAAAAAUUCCAUAAGACCCAGCAUGUCGCGACAAUAUCUGGCGUGGGGCACGGCCGAUAAUGCGCACCCCGCCGACAUCUUUUCUUUGGCAGUGACCAGCAGUCAAGUUCUUUCAGCAUCGGGAGCCUCAUCCAUCCAGGUCCACUCCACCAUUGACACUCAAUUCCCACUGGUGCAGUCGCUCGAAAGUGCCCACCCACUCGGCUGCCACCACAUUGUCACCGAUGCCAAGGGUUUCCGUGCCGUGAGCAUUGGCUUUGCAGGAGAUGUCAAAGCCUGGGCUUGUAGCGACGGCUACUGGUCGGAAGACAAAGCCAUCUCAGCAAACCUCACCGAUGUGGAUGCAUGGGCAAUCGCCUUGUCUGAGGAUGGGCAGUAUUUGGCUGGGGCUGCUCAAGAUGGCCAUAUUCGAGUAUGGGAUCUGAGUGCGACAGCCACGCAGAUUCGAGACCAUGAAACUAAAGGGAGCUUUGGCAUGUGCAUUGAUCUGUCGGCCGAUGGCAGAUUCAUUGCAAGUGGGCAUGAGGACGGUGCCGUUUACAUGUUCAAGACCGAAGAUGGCCGUAUGCCGUUCUCUUUGUCCGGUCUGGUGAAAUCUGUUCGUGCCGUUGCUUUCUCACCAGGGGGCAAGAUCCUGGCUGCUGCUGGAGACGCGAAAGUAAUUGUGCUCUACGACACAUAUUCUGGCAUGCAAAUUGCCAAUUUUUCGGGUCAUGCGGCAUGGAUCAUGUCCCUCUCCUGGAGCGACUCUGGAGAGUACCUCCUGAGUAGCUCCUUCGAUGGUAAGGUCAAGGUCUGGUCAAUCGACGCUAAGACUUGUGUGGCCACCCACUCCGAGACUGAUAGGGCAGUUUGGAGUGCGAAGUGGCUUCCCAAGGCCAAUAGGUCAGAAGGAUUUGCGGCUGCUGGCGCCAACCGAAGUAUCGCAUUUUAUCGGGAGGCCACGGGAGGUUGA
Molecule: messenger RNA, 1437 nt
Organism: Penicillium argentinense
Lineage: Eukaryota; Fungi; Ascomycota; Eurotiomycetes; Eurotiales; Aspergillaceae
Product: SKI complex subunit WD repeat protein SKI8
Exons: 9
Coding region: 1-1437 (478 amino acids)
Biological process (GO): translation
Cellular component (GO): Cdc73/Paf1 complex; large ribosomal subunit
Molecular function (GO): protein binding; structural constituent of ribosome
Source: RefSeq, a predicted model, not a curated record